This is a messenger RNA of Lytechinus pictus (painted urchin), 3125 nucleotides long. RefSeq names its product low-density lipoprotein receptor-related protein 12-like. The record is from RefSeq and is a predicted model, not a curated record. The coding region runs from base 247 to 1041 and encodes 264 amino acids. The transcript has 5 exons. Gene Ontology annotation, molecular function: protein binding. Lineage: Eukaryota; Metazoa; Echinodermata; Echinoidea; Temnopleuroida; Toxopneustidae.
AAAGGGUAUAAGAAUGUACGUACGACGAACUAUCUCAACUUUUGAUUUGAUUUGUUUUUUAUAGAAAAUGUAAUGAUAUACGGAAAAUUUGUUUCAUUAUGUAACUGCAACACAUAUAAAUAUAUUAGAAGAUUGAUGAGGAAUGAUUUAGCAUAGAUUCUAUCCGUUUCAUCAUCCGUAAUUGUUACUAAUUAUGUCCCUCAUUCACGUCACCCCUUCUGCAUCUGAUAGAUUAACCCAAACAAAAUGGCAAUUGAAGUGAAGAUCUUAUCUCCGAGGAGCAGAGAUUCAAGCGUUUUUAUGUUAAUUCUUUCGAUUUUCAUUGCAUUUGGAGAGGGAAUACAAGUUUCGUAUCUGUACAAUAGCUGCAAUACCACAAUCCUAGCAGACAUCACAGGCCUUGUAGAGCCAGACAGUAGUCUGCGAUACAGGAAUAAUCAGGACUGCCACGUUGUCCUCUCAACAGAGCCAAGCAAGAAGCUGCUCUUACAGUUUAACAGAUUCGUCUUAGAAGAGGCAGUAAAUGGAGCAUGUGUGGACAGUUUAAGAUUGCACGAUGGAGAGUCCGACAUGGCGUCACCUUUGACCCCAAAACUCUGCGGCCGACAAUCCCUGUCCGAGGUGGUCUCAACCAGUAGCAAUGUGACGUUUGUGUUUGAAACAGAUGAUACUGGGGUUAGCCUCGGAUUUGGAAUUCUGUACACAGUGUUUGAAGAUGCACCAUGUUCAGCGGGUCAGUUUCAGUGUAACAACAGCCGGUGUAUUGAUUACUCUCUAAUCUGUGAUUCACUGGACAACUGUGGAGAUAACAGUGAUGAGGCACAAUGCAUGGAUGUCAUCGAAACAUCCAGUGGUCUAACGCUAGGUCAGAUUGUCCUCAUCGCUCUCGGAGGCAUCGUGGUCAUUGUCAUCGUCAUCUUCAUCGCCAGAUCACUUGCACAGAAGAUCCGCUCCAACAAGCUUGUGAAGCAGCUCAGAGCCGACAUGGACAACUCCAGGGUGGACAACGAGUAUAGCAAUAAAGACUUCUGGGGCAAGUGAUGGAGCAGGAAUAGACAUGACAGGCCUCUUGGGUAAUUUAGCAAAGUGUAGUUGGCCCGCCAAAAUGUGUAAGGAAUCCAACGUUAAUAAUGGUUGAUCACACAAAAUACACACACUUUACACAAUUGAAAUCAUGUGUUUUGGGAUAUCAUUUUUUUAUAGGAAUAUUAAUUUUUCCUCGAGACCCGAUUUUCUUGAAUUUUUUUUCAAGUUUCUCACAAUAUAUAUUUUGAAUAGAUAUCAUGGUUUACUUUGAUAUUAGCUCUGUAAAAAUACCUUUGUAUGUUUGUGUUUUGUUGGUUACCUAAAUUGAAGAGUGAAGACCAUGCAACUCAAUGAAUUUCUUCUGAUUCCAGUAGUACCUGCUGCAGCGGAUGCCUAGAAUGGUAAAUAAUAAUAAUCUUUUGAAAGACUCCAUACACAGUAAAAAAUUGCAAACUGCUUUAAAUCUUUGUAAGUGACUGGACAUUCACAAGUACAAAUUUGUCAGGUGAAUUUACCAGGCCUGGGCCCCACCUUACUAAGAGUUAAGAUUGAUCCAAUCAACCUCAACUGUAUGGAAAUCUAUCAUUGUCAUAAUUUUUUCUACAUGAACUUUGCACAAUAUCCUUAGUAAACAAAGAGAAGCACACUGAAUUUUUAAGAAAACAAUGAAUGUAAGAAUUUUUAGCAUAUCUAGAAAAUAUUUUGAACAACACAUACAAUUUAGAUGUUGACGUUGCUGGCUUUCCAUAGUAGUGGUUGAUCACAUCAAUGGUAACUCUUCAUAAGACGGGGCCUUGGAAUUUACUGAUGAGGCGCAUCAUAAAAUUCCCCUGUGUUGGGAAUGCUUCCCACGAAGUGAUGAAAGUGGAUGUAACAAAUCUUAUUUUUCAACAACAUUAAUAUCAUGAAAGAGGGAAAGAAAUUAUUACCAAUGUACAUAUGUAAUGUUCAUUUGGGUGGCUUGUGGCCUUUUGUGAAAGCUGUUACUUUUCUAUCUAAUAUAUCCUUUCAUCUAUGAAUUUUAUAGAAAGAAAUAUAUAUACUUGACAAAUUAUCAAUCAAGUGCUUUUUGAAAUCAUACAUAUAUAUUGAUUAUUUUUUAUACUUGUAUAUAAAUAUUUUGCACUGGAAGUACUUUAGACCUCUUUGUCUUUCAUACAUUUAUUUGCGAUAAUUGUGAAUAUACUUUAAGCAUUCCUGGGUGUGCUGUUUGUCUUUCUAUUUAUUAUUGUAUCCGUCCAAACAUCAAUGUCAGUGAAUCAAUAUAAUAUUGUUACAUAGCUCAGUACAACCUAAAACAUGUUGUUGUAGUGUGAUGAUAGUUUCAUGAUAUAUUUUUCUAUAAUAUUUUGUAGAGAAAUAAAGGAAGUCUUAAUUUAGAUCAUGUACAUAAUUUAAAUUGAACAAAAGUGUUGCAUGUAGUACAAGUACAUGCAGAUAACACUUAAUUGUGUUUAGUGUAAGAUCAUGCUCUAAGUAGAUGGGUAUUCAUUAACUUGACUUUUAAGAAUAGCUUACUCGUUUGAGAUCACAGAAAUUUGCCUGCAGUCGACUGAAACAUGCUUCCCGUUCCGAUCAGCCUUCAAGCUAUCGCCUAAAGUUGAUACUGCUGGAGGGAGGCAAAGCAUGUCUUGUGGAUGAUCUAGAUUUGUCCCGCUUUAUUGAAAAUUAGCUAGCUAUGUUUGAAGUGAGGUUUUAGAAGAAUUAUUUUUUGGGGGGGAUUGAAAUUAAGCGUUCGUUCCACCAUCUUUACAUAAUUUUAUGCAACUGGUGUGAUGGCACCUGCUAUAUACAAGUUAUUUUUUAUGAAAAGUUUGUUAUUAAUGGUAGCUAUACUCUGGUAACAGGUCUUAGCAGCCAGUGAAAUCAACAUUUCCUGUUAGUUACCAAGACAGUAAAGCUACUAUAAUAGUAUUCAACGGGACCCUAUUAUGUAAUACGGCUGUUAUAGACAAGGAAAAGCAUGCUAUUCUUGAAUUUCAAAAUGCUGUCUUAUAGAUGCAUGUUUCUACAUGAAAAUAAUUGGAGAUAUCGAAUUUGUCUUUCUGCUUUGUACACAAACAUGAGAUAUUCAUAUUAAAAGUUUGUUUUACAAAUUA